AUGGAGCAGCAGGCAGUUCAGCUGGACCCAGAAACUUUCUCCUGUUCCAUCUGUCUGGAUCUACUGAAGGAUCCAGUGGCUAUUCCCUGUGGACACAGCUACUGUAUGAACUGUAUUACAAACUUCUGGGAUGGAGGUGAGAAGAACAAAAGCUACAAUUGUCCUCAGUGCAGGAAAACCUUCACACAGAGGCCUGACCUGCAGAAAAACACCAUACUAGCAACUUUAGUGGAGCAGCUGAAGAAAACUGGACUCCAAGCUGCUCCUGCUGAUCACCGCUAUGCUGGACCUGAAGAUGUGGCCUGUGAUUUCUGCACUGGAAGAAAACUGAAAGCCAUCAAGUCCUGUUUGGUCUGUCUGGCCUCUUAUUGUGAGAAACACCUUCAGCCUCAUUACGAUUCAGCUCCUUUGAAGAAACACAAGCUGGUGGAGCCGUCCAAGAACAUCCAGGAGAACAUCUGCUCUCGCCAUAACACAGUCUCAGCUGCAGCAGAAAGUACUGAGAGGCAGAGAGAGCUGGAGGAGAGACGAGGAAACAUCCAGCAUAUGAUCCAGAACCAGGAGAAAGAUGUGAAGCUGCUUCAACAGGAAGUGGAGGCCAUCAAUCGCUCUGCUGAUAAAGCAGUGGAGGACAGUGAGAAGAUCUUCACUGAGCUGAUCCGUCUCCUCCACAAAAGAAGCUCUGAUGUGAAGCAGCAGAUCAGAUCCCAGCAGGAAACUGAAGUGAGUCGAGUCAAAGAUGUUCAGGAGAAGCUGGAGCAGGAGAUCACUGAGCUGAAGAGGAAAGACGCUGAGCUGGAGCAGCUCUCACACACAGAGGAUCACAUCAAGUUUCUCCUCAACUACCCCUCACUGCCAGCACUCAGUGAGUCUACACACUCAUACAGCAUCAACAUCCGUCCUCUGAGACACUUUGAGGACGUGACAGCAGCUGUGUCAGAGCUCAGAGAUAAACUACAGGACUUCCUGAGAGACUCAUGGACAAACAUCUCACUGAUGGUCACUGAGGUGGAUGUUCUACUGUCAGAACCAGAACCAGAACCAAAGAGCAGAGCUGGAUUCUUAAGAUAUUCAUGUGAAAUCACUCUGGAUCCAAACACAGCAAACACACAGCUGGUACUAUCAGAGGGGAACAGGAAGGUGAGAUGGAUUAACCAACCUCAGUCUUAUUCUAGUCAUCCAGACAGAUUCAUUGAUCGGCUUCAGGUUCUGAGUAGAGAGAGUCUGACUGGACGUUGUUACUGGGAGGUGGAACGGAGCGGGUCAAAUGUUUUUGUAGCAGUCGCUUACAAGAAUAUCAGUAGAAAAGGUCAGAGAGAAUGUUUUUUUGGAUAUAAUGACAAAUCUUGGUCAUUAAAUUGUUUCAAUUCUAUAUUUGGUCACAACAACAUCUGGACCUCUGUCUCAGGUCCAGUUUCCUCCAGAGUCGGAGUGUACCUGGAUCACAGGGCAGGUAUUCUGUCCUUCUACAGCGUCUCUGAAACCAUGACUCUCCUCCACAGAGUCCAGACCAGAUUCACUCAGCCGCUGCUGGCUGGAGUUUGGGUUGGAAGUUCUGCAGAGUUCUGUAAACCCAAAUAGAUUUUCUCUCUCUGAUUGUUGAUCAUGAUUUAUGGCUCUGAUGUUCUGUUUUUCUAGAUAAAAUGUUUUUUUCUGAGUUCCAGGAGCCAUAAAGGAAAUCACUGCUGAUGUUUUCUUUCAUCCUUUUAUGACACAGAAAUAUUUCUCCACAUUUAAAUCUAAUCUUUUCUCUGGUCUAUUUUUUUUCUUUCACAUUUAUAUUCACAUAUUUGCAUGUUCUUGUUUAAAUAAGUUCAAAUUGUUGUGAACUAAUCUUGCUGAUGUUUGUUUAUUGUGAUCCAAAAAAGAAACUGAAACUACCAUAAAGUUAAAACAGAUUAUAUUUACUUUUAAAUACCUUAUAUUGAGAUCAGAAAAAUUUAUGUCUGCUGUUCUGUAUGUUUAACUUUCUUCAAUAAAAUAAAUUAUUACAAAGAAAUUUGCAAAGUUUCCCUUCAUUAUAAUAAUAAGUUGUGAGUUUUCUCAUCUGAAUUGCCAAAACAUUUCCUUCAAAGUGUCUCAUGAUCUCCUGGUUUAGAUCAGAUGUUUGGUUUCUCCUUCAUUCAUCAAGAACACUCUGCUUCCUCCACUGCAGAGAGAUUACAGAAAGAAAGCUGAGCUGGAGAUCCUGGUAGCAGGAAUGAAGACGAGGUUGAAGCUCCUCCACUGGCAGUUUGUUGAACAUUGAGCUUUAAACCUGUCAGAAACCAUGGAGACAUGUCAUAAAACACAGGAGAGCUGCUCAGAUGUUCAACCUUCAAAUAAAUGAACAUGAAAUGUAGAAAUAGACGUCUGACAGAAACGUUUCCAUUCCGGCUUUAUUUACA
This is a messenger RNA of Xiphophorus hellerii (green swordtail), 2387 nucleotides long. Its product is annotated as tripartite motif-containing protein 16-like. The record is from RefSeq and is a predicted model, not a curated record. Lineage: Eukaryota; Metazoa; Chordata; Actinopteri; Cyprinodontiformes; Poeciliidae. The coding region runs from base 1 to 1581 and encodes 526 amino acids. Gene Ontology annotation, molecular function: protein binding. The transcript has 2 exons.